AUUUCAGUAACUUGUUCAUGUUAAAAUAGUUCAGUUCAAUAGAAAUUGAAUAUGUUCGGCUGUAAUUUUUUUGCAAUUGCAGUGCUUGUUCUGGCUAUAUCACUUCAGCAAGCAUUGGCCAUUAAAUGUUGGAAUUGUGCAUCAAACGAAAAGGAAUUCUGUAAUGAUCCUUUUGAUCCAAGUAGCCUUACAGAAGCAGAUAAGAACACUUUUUACGUUGAUUGUCCACUAGGCCAAUUUAAUUCCACGGACACAAGUUCCGAACAAAGAGCUGUGUGUAAAAAGAUGAAGAAAAUGGUUGACGAUAAAUAUAUCGUAACUCGGUCAUGUGAUUGGGAAAGUGUGAAUUCAGUGAAAAACGAAUGUUUAAAUCAAACAUCGCCACUUGUCACGACAUUCUUUUGUGAAACUUGUAUAAUAGAUGGAUGCAAUGGUGAAAGCAUGAAUUAAUCUUAAUUGUAUGGCUUGAAUCUUUUUACAAAUAAAGUCGUUAAUUAAUCGGUUCUUUUUGAAUUCAAAACCAAAAAAAAAUUUCAGUUUAUAUAUUUUGGAUGG
Messenger RNA from Contarinia nasturtii (swede midge), 555 nucleotides. RefSeq lists its product as uncharacterized. NCBI's taxonomy places the organism in Eukaryota, Metazoa, Arthropoda, Insecta, Diptera, Cecidomyiidae. Gene Ontology annotation, biological process: regulation of synaptic transmission, cholinergic; sleep; positive regulation of voltage-gated potassium channel activity. The record is from RefSeq and is a predicted model, not a curated record. The coding region runs from base 52 to 450 and encodes 132 amino acids. The transcript is spliced from 3 exons.